CUACUUUUCGUUGCGGUGCGCAGGCUUCUCAUUGCGGUGGCUUCUUGUUGUAGAGCACAGGUUUUAGGUGCGUGGGCUCCGGUAGUUGUGGCAUGUGGGCUCAGUAGUUGUGGCUCACAGGCUCUAGAGUGCAGGCUCAGUUGUGGCACACGGGCUUAGUUGCUACGCGAUAUGUGGUAUCUUCCUGGCCCAGGGCUCAAACCCAUGUCCCCCGUGUUAGCAGGUGGAUUCUUUUUUUUUUUUUUAAACCCCUUUCCAGACAGGAUAUGAGGCAACUGAUCAUAACACUGUACUUUCUGUGUUAAUUUAUUUAUAACAUUGAAACUAAAGAUGAAGUAACUUUAAUAUAUUCUAAAUAUUACAUCUUGAGAAGUCUUCACAGUGCCUUUUAUGUUAAAGGUGCACAAUAUAUGUUUUUUAUAUAAAUAAAUGAAUGAAGUCAAACAACAUGACCAAUCUCAGUGAACUCUGUAACUCCACAGUUAUGUUAUGUAACUAUUAGAGUUACUACAUUGUGGAGGCAGGUGGAUUCUUAAUCGUUGCACCACCAGAGAAGUCCAAGUAUAUAGUCUUAAUACUACCUUAAAAAUGUUUUUCAUGUAAAGUGAUAACAGAUACAGAAAACAUAAAACAUAAUUGUCAAAUGCACAAAACGUAAAUGUCAGCUCUGUGAAUUGACAAAGCCAACACUUGUGGACUCACACUCAGCUCAAGAAAUAGAAUAUUGCCAGCACCUCAGAAACUUCUCUUAUUCCCCCUCUCUUCUUCCCCAAAGUGGGAACCCCUGAAGCCACUGAUGGAAGCCACAUUACCCGGGCAUCGGACCAUGAACCCCUGUCCUGUGUGGGAGCAGAAGAGUGGCCGUGUGUACCUAUUCUUCAUCUGUGUGCGGGGCCAUGUCACUGAGCGUCAACAGAUUGUGUCAGGCAGGAAUGCUGCCCGCCUCUGCUUCAUCUGCAGUCAGGAUGCUGGCUAUUCAUGGAGUGAGGUGAGGGACCUGACCGAGGAGGUCAUUGGCCCAGAGGUGAAGCAUUGGGCCACGUUUGCUGUGGGCCCAGGUCAUGGCAUCCAGCUGCAGUCGGGGAGGCUGAUCAUCCCUGCAUACGCCUACUACAUCCCUUACCGGUUCUUUUGCUUUCGGCUACCAUAUAAAGCCAGGCCUCAUUCCCUGAUGAUCUAUAGUGAUGAUCUAGGAGCCACAUGGCACCAUGGCAGGCUUAUUAAGCCCAUGGUGACAGCGGAGUGCGAAGUGGCAGAGGUAACUGGGAAGGCUGGCCAUGCUGUGCUGUAUUGCAGUGCCCGGACACCAAACAGGUGCCGGGCGGAGGCUCUCAGCACCGACCAUGGUGAAUGCUUUCAGAAACCAGCUCUGAGCCCACAGCUCUGUGAGCCCCCUCGUGGCUGCCAAGGCAGUGUGGUGAGUUUCCGGUCCCUGGAGAUCCCAAAUGGUUGCCAGCACCCGGCUGGCAAAGAUGCUCCUACCAUUCAGCAGAGCCAUCAGCUGGACAGCUCACUGAGGCUAGAGCCAGAAGCUAGAACCCUGUCAGAAUCAUGGCUCUUGUACUCACACCCAACCAGUAAGAAACGGAGGGUCGACCUAGGCAUCUACCUCAACCAGAGCCCGUUGGAGGCUGCCUGCUGGUCCCGCCCCUGGAUCUUGCACUGCGGGCCCUGUGGCUACUCUGAUUUGGCUGCUCUGGAGGAGGGCUUGUUUGGGUGUUUGUUUGAAUGUGGGACCAAGCGGGAGUGUGAGCAGAUUGCCUUCCGCCUGUUUACAGACCGAGAGAUCCUGAGCCACGUGCAAGGGGACUGCACCAGCCCCGAGGAACUCUGA
Kogia breviceps (pygmy sperm whale) is the source of this 1834-nucleotide messenger RNA. NCBI's taxonomy places the organism in Eukaryota, Metazoa, Chordata, Mammalia, Artiodactyla, Physeteridae. The record is from RefSeq and is a predicted model, not a curated record.